Molecule: messenger RNA, 1209 nt
Organism: Anoplopoma fimbria (sablefish)
Lineage: Eukaryota; Metazoa; Chordata; Actinopteri; Perciformes; Anoplopomatidae
Gene: f8a
Product: coagulation factor VIII associated
Exons: 12
Coding region: 128-1087 (319 amino acids)
Biological process (GO): vesicle cytoskeletal trafficking
Cellular component (GO): early endosome
Molecular function (GO): protein binding
Source: RefSeq, a predicted model, not a curated record
AAAAUAGUAAGUAAGUAAAGUAUCUCACAGUUUUACUACAGACUUUGAAAUAAUGAAGCUGCCACCAGUCUCAUCCUGAAUUCAGUUGGUUUUUUUGCAGCAUAUCUUCUUAUUCCGGCCUUCUUUGAUGAGCGCCGCCCUGACCAAUGAGAAGGCGAGGCGUCUAUUCGACGAGCCAAUCAACGCGCUCUUACGGUUUCUACGGAAGCCCAAUGUGGCGGAGGCGAGUGAGCAGUUUGGUCAGUUAGCAAAAGAGCUGAAGCAGCAGGACUGCCUUCAGUAUGCUGCCUUCUGUAACCUGGCCAUGGCUCGGUGUGAGCAGACUCUUUUCAACGCUCCUGGAGAGGCUCUGGCGCUAACCGAUGCUGCCCGCCUCUUCCUCUCAUCUGAGAAGGAGAACCGGGCGCUGCAAGCCCCGGGCUUUGACGAGCACCUUCAAGCUGCACUCAACUGCUACAGUUUUGCCAUCAAGGUGCACAUUGAGAUGAACCAGCCUGUGAUGGCAGCCAGCCUGUGUCUAGAACUUGGCAAUGCCCUCAAGGAGAUGAACAGACCAGGAGAGGCUAUCGUUCACUUCCAGAGGGCUGCAGAGCUGCAAACACAGACGCCGAUGGAAGCUCUGCUGUCAAUGGGAGAAAUGGCCACGUGUAAAAUACUCACCCGAGACUACGACGGUGCUCUGUCAGUGUUCACAGAGAUGCAGCUGAUGUGCCAGGAGAGAGGACUGCAGCUACCGGGCAUCAACACCCCUGUUGGUGCCUUUUUGGACAUUGUGGCAAAAUGUGAAAUAUCCAGAGUUUUACUGCUGAUGUUGCUUGAGCCUCCGCCUCAGAAGUUGUUACCAGAACAUGCCCAGACCCUGGAGAGAUACGCAUGGGAGUCUUUUGACCCUCACAGCCAAGUGAACUUCCUGCCUGAGAAUGUUUUCCUGCUCCUGCAGUCAGUAGUGAUGGCGUGUCAGGAGAAAGACACAGAGUCCCUCAAGUCUCUUCAGACUGAGCUUUGGCCAUUUCUGACUGCAGAGCAGAAUCAUCUCCUCCACCUGGUGGUUCAGGAGCGCAUCACGCCGUCUGGACAAGGCAUUUAGUCAGUCAAGGUUUUGCUCAUUUCCUCUGGGAACGAUACUUAAUAUUAUGGAACAUUCCUGUUUCUGACUGGGUCUGUUGUAAGGCCCGAAGAAGUGUUGUCUUCAAAACCUCUGUGUUGUAA